AUGAAAAUUGUUAUCCAAAGAGUGAAAUCGGCUUCUGUCACAGUCGAUGAAGAAUUAAUUUCCUCUAUUGGGCGUGGCCUACUUGUAUUUGCAGGUAUCGGGCAAGAUGAUACCGAGAAGGAAGCAGAGAAUCUUGUGAAUAAGGUACUCAAGGCAAAAUUCUGGCCAGAUGAGAAUGGCACACAGUGGAAGAAGAAUGUCCAAGAAAUUGAAGGCGAGGUCCUUUGUGUAUCCCAGUUCACUCUCUAUGGAAAGAUGAAGAAAGGCAACAAACCCGACUUUCACGAUGCAGCCAAGCCCGACGUUGCCCGCAAACUCUACGAUCACUUCUACAACAAGAUGAGCUCCUCAUAUAAACCUGAACGAGUGAAGAAUGGUGUCUUCCAGGCGAUGAUGGAGGUGGAGUUGAAAAAUGAUGGGCCAGUGGGUGUUGACUACCGCAGUGAAGACGCGGCGGUAUAUAUUGCCUUCCUGGCUUUUGCCCUUUUCGCGUCAUUAACGACCUGGAUGCUAACACCUUCUUAUCUUCAGGUCACAAUUGAGAUUAAUACCAAUCUCCCGAAGAAGGAGCCGAAAGAGCCCAAAGAAUCCAAGGCUGACGACAAAGAUGAAGAGCCGAUCAACGGGACAUUUGAAUUCAAAAUUCCUCCAGAGUUACUGCAAUGA
Penicillium odoratum is the source of this 666-nucleotide messenger RNA. Its product is annotated as D-aminoacyl-tRNA deacylase. The coding region runs from base 1 to 666 and encodes 221 amino acids. Lineage: Eukaryota; Fungi; Ascomycota; Eurotiomycetes; Eurotiales; Aspergillaceae. The record is from RefSeq and is a predicted model, not a curated record. The transcript has 4 exons. Gene Ontology annotation, biological process: tRNA metabolic process. Gene Ontology annotation, cellular component: cytoplasm. Gene Ontology annotation, molecular function: D-tyrosyl-tRNA(Tyr) deacylase activity.